AUGGAGAAUGUCUUUAGCAAGUUUGUUGACAGUGCAGAACUGGGAGGAGCAGUUGACAACCCAGAUAGUUGUGCUGCCAUUCAGAGGGACCUUGAAAAGCUGGAGAAAGGAACUGAGAGGAGGAACCUCAGUAAGUUCAAUAAAAGGGGAGACAUGGACAUAAUGGAGCAAAUGAAGCAAAAGUCUAUGAGGAUGGAUAAGGAACUGGACCAUCUGUCAUACAAGAAGGGCCAGAGAACUGGGUCUGUUCAGCAUGAAGAAGAGAAGAAAGUCCAAGAAGUACUGCAAACUCUGAAUGAUGGUGUGUCUGGAAACCAGGCUGAUACAGAUGUUGGUGCUGUAGGUGGGCUUGCUCAACGUCACACUUCUGUUCUUCGAAUCAUAAUUGAAAAGCUCUUCUGCAGUGUCACUAUAGACACGCUGUAUCAGAUUUUUUCUAGAUUUGGAGCUGUCUUGAGGAUUGUAAUGUUCACUAGGAACAAUAGAUUUCAAGCUCUGAUCGAGUAUGAUGACCCAAAGAAUGCAUAUUCUGCCAAAAUCUGUAUGGAUGGCCGAAGUAUCUAUACUACCUGCUGCAUUCUGCGUGUUGAUUUCUCCAAGUUAUCUAAACUUACAGUAAAGUACAACAGUGACAAAUGUAGAGAUUUCACUCGCUUUGACCUUCCUACUGAUGGUGGCCAAUUAUUCCUGCCAGCUGCUGCCCCUGUCAUGACACCUCCAGUGGUCCAGACACCUCCAGUGGUCCAGUCACCUCCAGUGGUCCAGACACCUCCAAUGUCUGGGCAGGUGACUCCUGGUGCUACUGGUGUUUUAAGAACUUCUGUUUUACUAGUCAACAACCUCAACCCUGAAGCCAUCACACCAUUUGGACUUUUCAUCCUGUUUGGACUGUAUGGUGAUGUGCAACGUGUGAAGAUCACGUAUAAGAAAAAAGAAACCGCUUUGAUUCAGAUGGCAGAUGAAGUCCAGGCUGCAUUAGCUAUCCAGUACUUGAAUGGACAUGUGGUUUAUGGAAGGGCCAUCUUUAUUACUUUUUCAAAACACAAGACGGUUCAGCUUCUUCGUGAGGGGCAAGAAGACUGUGGUCUGACAAAGGACUUUAGCGAUAGUCCUUUACAUCGCUUUAAGCAGCCUGGUGCUAGGAACUUCAUAAGUAUCUGUCCUCCAUCAGCCACCCUGCAUCUCUCCAACUUCCUGCCUUCUGUUAGUGCUGAUGAACUGAAGAAACUUUUUGAGGAGGCAGGAUAUACUGUGAAAGCCUUCAAAUUCCUUCCGAAAGACUGCAGCAUGGCUCUUGUCCAGCUGGACUCUGUGGAAGAAGGAAUCUGUGCUCUCAUGGAGCUUCACAAUCAUGACAUGGGACAAAACUAUAGACUCUCGAUUUCUUUCUCUACAUUGACAAUCUGA
Messenger RNA from Athene cunicularia (burrowing owl), 1407 nucleotides. It is a transcript of the gene PTBP3, whose product is annotated as polypyrimidine tract binding protein 3. Lineage: Eukaryota; Metazoa; Chordata; Aves; Strigiformes; Strigidae. Bases 1 to 1407 code for a protein of 468 amino acids. Gene Ontology annotation, biological process: regulation of RNA splicing. The record is from RefSeq and is a predicted model, not a curated record. Gene Ontology annotation, molecular function: mRNA binding. Gene Ontology annotation, cellular component: nucleus. The transcript is spliced from 11 exons.